Molecule: messenger RNA, 1383 nt
Organism: Monodelphis domestica (gray short-tailed opossum)
Lineage: Eukaryota; Metazoa; Chordata; Mammalia; Didelphimorphia; Didelphidae
Product: olfactory receptor 4S2-like
Biological process (GO): G protein-coupled receptor signaling pathway
Cellular component (GO): membrane
Molecular function (GO): olfactory receptor activity; G protein-coupled receptor activity
Source: RefSeq, a predicted model, not a curated record
UAUGACCCCAGACUAAUGAUGUUCUUGUUGCUUCAUACCCUCAGGUAAAUUGGCGUGGUUUGCCUCACUUGAAACCUGUCAAGAUCUCAUGGAAAAUAAUGUUACAGAAUUUAUUCUGACAGGACUUUCCCAGAUUGAGGAGGUAGAGCAAGUAUGCUUUUAUCUCUUCCUUCUUUUUUACACAAUCAUCAUCUUUGGGAACUUUCUUAUUAUCAUGACCAUCAGGGUUAGCCCAAAUCUCAACUCUCCCAUGUACUUCUUUCUCAGUUUCUUAUCUUUUGUUGACAUUUGCUACUCUUCUGUCACUGCUCCCAAGUUGAUUGUGGACUUCCAAGUCAAAGUCAAGACUAUCUCCUUUGUAGGUUGCAUGACUCAGCUCUUUGUGGGUCAUUUCUUUGGCUGCACAGAAAUCUUCAUCCUCACAGUAAUGGCCUAUGACAGGUACGUGGCCAUUUGUAAGCCACUACACUAUGCAACCAUUAUGGAUCAAAGGGUCUGUACCAUAUUGAUGGUGAGUUCAUGGGUAGGGGCCUUUACUCAUUCUAUUAUUCAGACCCUUCUCACUGUCCGGUUGCCUUUCUGUGGUCCCAACAUGAUUGAUCAUUUCUGUUGUGAUGUUCAUCCCCUCUUGAAGCUGGCCUGCACAGACACUUAUGUGGUAGGGGUCAUUGUGAUGGCCAACACUGGAAUGAUAUCCUUGACCUGCUUCAUCAUUCUUGUUGGCUCUUAUGCUGUCAUACUUCUCUAUCUCAGGACUCAUUCUGCAGAGGGGAGGCGUAAGGCCCUCUCCACCUGUGCUUCCCAUGUCAUUGUGGUAAUUUUGUUCCUUGUACCCUGCAUCUUCAUCUACAUGCGACCCUCAACCACCUUCACAGAAGAUAAGAUGGUAGCUGUAUUCUAUACCAUCAUAACCCCUAUGUUGAACCCAUUGAUCUAUACUCUGAGGAAUGCAGAAGUGAAGAAUUCCUUGAAAAAGCUAUGGAGCAAGAAACUGAUGGGAGAGGCAAGGAAAGACCUUAAAUGAGUCUUGAAUAUGGGUAUACCAGCUAAUAGAGGGUUGGUAGAAGAGCUUUCUACCAAUUUUCUUUUAAACUUGUCACUCAAAUGACCUAGUAAAGACCACAUCAUUCUUAACACUAAAAUCAGCCCUCUCUUAUUUGUGAUUUCUUUCAUUUUGUCCUUUGUUCAUUUAAACAACAGGUGCCACUGAUAAUGCCUCACUUGGUCCUAUUCAACAAAGAGCCUCUGGUUUUCAUAAGUGCUAUAUUCACACACUACACAUACACAUACACACACACACUGCCCUUUUAGAUCAUGGCUACAUCUAGAGUUUUAAUGUUGAUAUUAACUUAGACUAUCUUUUUAAUUUAGCUAAUAUUUUAU